Porites lobata is the source of this 7409-nucleotide messenger RNA. The record is from the annotation of a GenBank genome assembly. NCBI's taxonomy places the organism in Eukaryota, Metazoa, Cnidaria, Anthozoa, Scleractinia, Poritidae.
GCUAAAUCUUGCGCCCCACCCAUUUACUACGUUCAUGAUCUAUUAAGACCGUUCCAAAUUGUGUAGUUUGUGAUUGCUGUGUCCCAAAAAAUAAUGACCUUGCUGAAAUUUCUUAGUUUGAUGGUCACCCUAAGCGUUGUUGCAUUCUCAAGCGCGGAGGAAUCCUGUUUGAAGCUCAAUACUUGUGUGUGUAUGUUCAGUAACAAGUCAAUAGUCGACUUAUGGCCGGUGGAUGGAUCUUCCAAACCGAGGUAAGAACUUUCCAUAUUCAUAUCCUGAAUUGUUAAAAAAAACACCUUGAUUAGAUUACAUUUGCCUUGCUCUGUAUUUUUGGGAAAAAGAAGUGCAGAGGAUCUCAUUUCCAUCCAAGUACUUUCGGAUGCGCAAAUUAUGCUUUAUGAUAAAGAUAUAAGCUUAUUUUAUUCUCUAAACAUACUUGAUAUACUGGAUAUACUCAUAUCGAAGGCAAAUUAAUUAACCAAAAGACAUAAAAGUUGUUUUCCUCAUCAUCGUUCAGGGGAAAAUAAUGAUAAUAAUGCCAGUGUAAUGUGUUGUUCUCCGAGGGGGUCAAAGGGGUUUUGCAUAAAACGGAUUAGUUUUCGUGAAAAGCGAAAACACGAAAUUAAAAUUCGUGAACUGCGAAUAGUUGCUUGUCGUGAUACUCGAACUUUUAAAUCUUUUAUGCGAUAUACGUGAUUUUCAACUAAUUUUUUCGUGAAAAUGGACGGUGAGUUGAAUUUGAAGAAAAAUUUUACUGAAGCCAGUGGACCUUCAAAUGAACUUGUGUUAAAAGUCCUAAAGGACUUAAAGUCGUUCCCCUCAUAUGUCAAGCUAAAUGACCUUAAGCGCCUUUUUCGUCUUUUGUUUCCCCCACCGAGUCCCGAGCUUGGAGACAAUUUCCGUCACGUCAGUAUUUUUCAAUCAAUCAUAAUUCAGCUCUUAUUUUUGUGAAGCUAACACGCGUCUAAAUUGUCGUGGAUAACAGGGAAAGAGCUAAAGCGAGAGCACAGGUAACCUAGGCUCUGUGAUAGUACCACAGUACGGUUCCAUUAAAAUUACAGUGUUUGUAUGGGGUAAAAAUAUCAUCCUAAAAUUUCUAGGAAAUACUAAAUAAAGAUCAAUAAAACUUACUCUGCAGUUAAUUGUUGUUGUCCUUAUUGCUCCAAAGAAGUUUCGUGAUAAUUUGCAGUAAUUUGUUUAAAUUCACUCUAUCUACAAUAAUAAUAUACAUGGUAGGAAACACGAGGUGCCAUUUUCGCCGACAUGCUCUCAUUCAACACAACUUUUUCCACGAAAUUCGAACUCCAACGGAAAAUAAACAUGCCAGAAUCGUAGAAAUAGGGUAGCAGCAGAUAUAGAAACCAAUGAAGCUUUCCCAGAUAGAGAAACGAAUCCCACAGACUUUGACAAACUCGAAGAACAUAAUCCAAACAGACCGAGAACAUGCUCGACGAAGCAGCCGGGCCAGAUCAACACGUGGCCAAGAAAAUGAGGCCUGGGCACUGUACAAAAAAAUUCUAUCCCGGGGGUCCUGGGGUGACCUUUCUAGGGACCGAUACAUCAUUUGCCCAAAGCCACCCUCCCCUGGUGGAAAAAUACUUAAUAAAUCUUCUAAGCGGCAAAUCAUUGAGUACACUGGUUUGAAAGCUGAGUCUUAAAAGCGUGGUCUAGGAUCCCCGAUCCUUCAAGGGAGCAAAGCUUGUGCGUUAAACAACGACAACAAUAAUUAAGAUGAAAUGAAUUUUCAACGAGCAGUUACGCGUCGUAGCGGAAGAAUGGUCAAAGCCAAGUCGAAGUUCUUCUAAGUUUUCCUUUAAUAUUUAGACCUAUUUCGUGGAUAGUAAAUAAAUAAGACAACGGAAUUAAGGUUAAAUGGUAUUACUUUUUUAAUAGUACUAUCCGUCAGCAUUAGUCAUCAUCAGUUUACCGGUACCCUCACCUACAUUAGAGAGAUUAAGAUUCACGUUUACGCCAAACGUCAAACACGAAUUUGUACCACGUGACCAAGCUUUUCCCUCAAUUGUCGUUAACUGUUUAUUACUUCAACUAAAAAAUAGGUACUUUCAAGCCAGUUUUAUACAUAACUCGGAAUUGUUUUAACUGUUUUUAUCUGCUUAUUUUCUAUUCUGAGAAAUUCUCAACUUGAAUCUGACGUUUGCUGUUUGGCGUAAACGUAAAUCUUAAUCUCUCUAUUGGCCGAAUUUAUACUAGAGACGAAUUAUCCGUGUAGACGGAUUAUCCGUCUCAGAUGGAUAAUCCGUCUCUAGUAUAAAUUCGGUGCUAAGACAAAUUAUGGAGAAAAAUUCGUCUGAGGCUGAUUUGUCUGUUAGCACAUCUUCAAGACUUGCUAGCAGACGGAUUAUUCGUCUUAGACGGAUUAUCCGUCUCUAAAUUUAUAUCUGACGGAAGGUGGACGGUUUUUUUGACGAAGUCUCCACAUGAGAGGGACUGGUUUCUAUAUUUUCGCAAUAUUUCUAUAUAUCAAUAUAAAUAUCAAGACGAAUUAGUCGUCAAAAUUCUUUUUCGAAUUUAUGCUUAAACGAGUUAUCCGUCUGAAGGAUAAUCUGUCUAGACGGAUAACUCGUCUCUAGUAUAAAUUCGGCCAUUGUAUGUUCACCUGACUUGUCCACUGACUUCUGUUACUUCUAUUUCUCUGCAAUAGCUCUGCGGCGGGAGGCUCAAAAGGCAAAACAUCAACCCCACUAUUAACUCUGCAGACAGCAGCAUUCUGAACAGGUCUAGCCAUCCGCUGUCCUUUUCCUUCGGAAAUUUCCGUGAAACAUGAACUCGGAAUUUUAAUCCCAGUGAUGCGUUAUUUUCACUUGUUGAAGUCCGUGAUACGUGCGUAGGACUCUCUCCCUUACCCCCCUCUUCUCCGUUUCACGCAGUUUGCUCUCCGUGCAUUACAACUGGUCGACGAUGAUCAUAAAAUAUUCUUAUGUUCGGCUUUAAGCUUAUGUUAUUUAACAAUGAUCAAGACAAACCUCCAGUGAAUUUGUUUGAGCAAUGUACCAAAGUGUUAUCUUUUCAUUUUAGUUUUACCCAAAUACCGGAAGCUGAGGCACGCGUUUUUGAGUGGAACCCCUGCACACCUUUCAGUACUGGUGUAUCUGGCUGUAACAAUGUGACGGUAAGUUAGUGACAUGAAAAAUGCCAAUUAACUCUUGGAGCGUGGCAGAUACAAAACGUACAAUUUGACAGGGGUACCCAACGAGGCUUUUUUUCUAAAUACAUUAAAAACACAUUUUAGGCUAUCCAGAGUAUCUUAAGAUCUCUGGAAACGUAUUCUAAGCGACGCUAUAAAAUUUGUAUCUGUUCAUUCAUCCUAAGGAAAAUUGAGGAAUUUCGAAAUUACAAGGGCUUCAGCAUUAUUUUCCCGAAACUUUUAGAUGCAAUUUAAGACCCAUUUAACGUUUUACGAAAGUAAGAAAUGUUUUUAUUCCUCUCUCCAACGCAUUUGCGAGUCCGAAAAUUUUAGGUUUCCUUUUUCUACGAAAAAUAGCUUAAUCUGGGAAGAGAAAUGCGAAAAAUUUAACUUCAGAGAAUCGUAGGGAAUUUAUUAGAUAAGCUUCGAAAAUUGUACAUGAGUGGAACGGUCAUCUAGAUAUUUUUAGCCUUUUUCAAGCUAUAGAAAAUUCUAGGCAAUUUUUGCUUCUCCGAACAGAUAUUUUACAGAAAACAGUCGUUGGGUGCCCGGCUGAUUUGAAGGACUUGAUAGUCCACGACACAGUGAAUUUAACAAUGAUAUUGAAAUAGCAAAUAUUAACCAACAAGUAACAACCAACUCACUUUAAAUCGUGUUUUAUGUUGACCUGUUUUCUGAAAACACUAAAUGCUUGCAUGCAUAAGUACCCAAAAUGUUUGCCUUUACACUGAAAACAGCUUUAGAGGUCAGGGUGGCCCGGACUAAUUGUUUGUUUUGGGUUUUACUUUUUCUGAAGGUUUUGAUCCAACUAAGUGCAGUUGUCUAGUUCAGACCAAGACAUGCCAUUUCCCCCCCCACCCAUUUUCAGACCUGGCGUCCAAAAGUUGUAAAAUUUCGGUUGGCUGGCGUAUACAAAUCCGUAAAUUUAUGACGACAAGUAUCUGUAUAAAAAUUUUUGACAAUUUUUAUUCUCCCUCAGUCUUGUCAAAGGACUGACAUUGAAAAUUAUCCAGCUGGGACAGCAAACACCACUUUUUCUGUGGACAGUGAAGACAAUGUUGUUAUCACUUAUGGAGCAUCGAAAGGUCCUGACAAUUUUUGGAGGUAUUUUGCAACGUUAUCUUCAAACCAGAGUCUACGAUCGGGGGAAAGGGUCAAAGAAUAACUGGUUUAACAGCCAAGGGAACAUUUUCGUCCCCUUUUUUAUAACUUCCCAUGAACUCCUAAAAUUUUGACAAGAGAAAUAACUUAUUUGAAGCUAGCACUCAAGCACUUUUCCGUGCCUGACCAGAUUAGUAUAGGUAAUAGCAUUAUUUUUAGUGAUAUUUGGCAUAAACACCUCGAGUGAUAUUUUGAAAUUGAUAUACGUAAAUAGUGAAAUUUGAGGCAAUUUUGAAAUAUCUCAAGUGGUAUUUAUGCCUCUAAUAUCAUAGGUGACGAAUUACUCCUUAAUUUUGGCGCGAAAUUUCAGCGUUAAUUUGUAAUUUCACAAGUGAAAUUACAAAAUUGCUAUGGCAACCCUUCCGUACGUCUCAGUGUCAAGAUGGCGAUGAAGUUUUAAAAUGCCGUGAAUGAAAAUGUCAGGGCACAAAAAGAUGCUUUAGAAAACCUGAACACACAAGAGAACAUCAAGAAGGCUUCUAACAGGUAUUUUUCCGAAAAAGUCUGAAAAAUUCUGAACUUUAUAAGCCAAAUUUAAGGUCUAACCAUUUUACAGAGUGGAGUUCUCGAUCGAUACGACCCAGGAUAAACAUGUCAAAAAACCAAGAUUGCUAACGUAAUUCGUCACCCAUGAUAUAUUAAUAGGUAAUCAAAUGGUAUACUCGUGAAAUUAGGGAAUAAUUUCACUUGCGUUUUGUCCAAAUCCUAAUAAUUUACCGAGCCUUCAGGCGAGGGAAAUUAUUAGGAUUUGGACAAAACGCGCGUGAAAUUAUUCCCUAAUUUCACUCGUCACCAUUUGAUUACACAUACAUAUCACGUACAAAUCAUGCUGUUAUUUGUUUAUAAUACUAACCGCAAAGGUUUUGUAAUUUUCACAUGUAGUCUAUCAAAUUAAGCUGAAAUACCACUGCUCUAAGCCAAUCAAAUUGCAGAAAUUUCUCAUGUAGUACUGUUUCAAGUAAUGCCUGGCUAGAGAGAUGGUAUAGCUGUUAUAGAUUUAAUUGAUAUAUGGUUUAUCUAGGCAAACAGAAAUUACACUGAGGUGUGAUCCAGACAAACCAGGCAAAGGAACCAUACCAAGCCUUACAGAGAGAAUUCUUCCCUCAGGACAUGCCUUAUAUGUAAAUAUAUUAGAGUAUUUUGACUUUUAACCCUUUUAUAAUCAUAGAGCAGAAGAAGUGAGUGAUCACUGAUGAGCAUGAAAAAUAGGUUAUUUAUUUAGUGAAUAAAUAUUAGAAAAUUAACUAAAAAGUGGUGAACAAGUAAAACAAACCAAAAAAAUAUACAUAGAUUAUGAGUCAUACCUUGUUAUUACAUUGGUACCACUGCAGUUUUAUGAUUCAUACAACAUAAUAAGAUCAUCGCCAACCUUUACGACUUUUUUAAGCCAUAAUUUAAGAAUGGCUUUUGGUCCAAAAAGAUACCCUUUUCAAGACGCUAAAUGGCAACAUCGUAUACCCUGUACAAGGCUCUACCCUGAAAACCACACCCUGUUCAAUGCCACAUACCCGUAUAGGCAAAUAAGGGAGGGGGCCCAGUAUGUCACUCAUACCCACUUAUUCAACUGGGUCAUUGAAGAGGAAGGGACCAACAGGGUAGAGUGGUUUACUAAACAAGCGAGACUGUAAAGCUUGAACCCAGACCUACAGCAACAAAAGAAUGAGGUGUUAAUCAUUAAGCCACCACAAUAACACCGAGUCCCUGGGGUUGGAUAUUGGCAGUUAUAGUGUGGCUUGGGAAUCAGGUAUUUACCUAUACCUACCCAAGGGGUACCCCCUAGGUUUUGACAUGCACUUGGUUACCGCCUCGAAACCCAGACAUGGAGGAUUUCUUUGCGAAGGUUCGGCCAUUUGCCACAGAUUGACUUGUCAUUCAAGGUCUCGGUAAAUUGUAAAAAGCAUGUUUUCUCAACUUAAUACGUUUCUUUAUUUUGCUUUAAUCAAGCGACAACUUGAGCUAUCAAUAGCAAAAAAAUUGAGUCAGCCUUGUUUUAAGUUGAUUGUGAAUGAAUCCACGGGUGGGGCAUUUGCCAUAUUCCUGGAUCCUUCAUCAAUUUGGUAGUUUUAGUGUCCCUACCCCCAGGAAUUUAGCAUCCAAGAUAGAGAAAUGUGCAAAUGCCAGAGUAUUUAUCCAGGGGGUGAGGGAUGGGCACAACUUGAACUAACCGAUAUGUAUAAAUCAUUCAAGACUUCUCUUGUGCAAUCUUAAAGCUGCCUUUACAAAUUUGAAGACACUUUCAUUGCUGCCGCUCGGUUAUGGAAUGAAUUGUAGCCGUUCAGCAUAUCAUUUUUAAAAAAUACAUAUUUAUUGCUUAAGUAACACCAGAAAAAUAAUUGCUUUUCAGACUGGAACAUUUACUUCCAAAUUCGCCUGUGCCUUUCCAACUCACCAGACUCUGCCUGGUGAUCCUGUGCAACAGACGGAUGAAGUGAUAAUCUAAGUUAUACUGGCAGGAACGAUCAGUAGUUAGCUAGUAGUUAGCGGUGGAUCAAAUUUUAGUGGAACCCGUUGAUACACCACGGUUAAGCCGUGAAAAUGUGAUCGUAUUGGCGACUGGUGGCUUUGCAUUAUUAUACUAAGCCUUGCUAAGCUAUAAUAACAAAAAUUAAAUUUAAUAUAUCAUCACUUGUGCACUUUGACCAAUUUUCAAGAAAGAGCAUUACUGUUUGUCAGAUUGAUUGCUUUAGUUAUUCCCCGGGGCCCCCGGGAGUUAUUCUCACCAACGACGCACAAUGGGGCACCCAACGACAGUUUUCUCCUAAAAACAUUGAAAACACUUUUUAGGCCAUCCAGAGUACUUUUAGAUCUGUAAAAAUACAUUCUAAGCGGCGCUAUAAAAUUUUUAUCUGUUCGGUCAUCCUAGGGGAACUUGAGUUUUCUCGAAAUUCUAAGGGCUUGAGUAUCAUUUUCCCUAACAUUUUAGAUGCAAUUUGAUGUGUUACGAAAGUGAGACAUCUUCUGAUUCCUCUCCCCAUCACAUUUUUUUAAUCCCAAAAUUUUACUUUUCCUUUUUUCUACGAAAAAUAGCCCAACAUAGGGAGUAAAAUGUGAAAAUUAAACUUCAGAAAAUAAUAGGGAAUAAAUUAGAUAAGCUUCGAAAAAU